Molecule: messenger RNA, 948 nt
Organism: Paramecium tetraurelia
Lineage: Eukaryota; Ciliophora; Oligohymenophorea; Peniculida; Parameciidae
Exons: 3
Molecular function (GO): GTP binding; GTPase activity
Source: RefSeq, a predicted model, not a curated record
AUGUAAAGUUUAUAGAAGAAGGUUGUCAAUAUCGUUAUUAUCGGCGAUUAAGGAGCAGGUAAAACUACGCUUUUCAAGCAAGUUACAACUGGUUAAUUCACUCCUGAAUAUUAUUCAACAAUUGGAGUAGACGUAGGAAUAAAAGAAAUAAGUAUUGAGGGUUUUUAAUAUCAUUUAUAAUUUUGGGAUACAUCAGGAUAGGAGAGAUUCUAAGCUAUAAUUUAAUCAUAUUACAGGAGAGCAGAAUGCUGUGUUAUCGUUUAUGAUUUAAUUGAUCCAGAAGACUACAAAAAUGUUAAGCAUUGGAUGAAACAAUUUUCUUUUCGUUGUGACUUAGAUCCUGAACAAAAAUUUCCUUUUGUUAUAGUAGGGACUCAUUUAGAUAAAUUAACAGAAGUAUAAAAACAAAAUCUUGAUCCAUCAGAUAAUAUUCAAUCUUUUUAGAUUUCAUUAAAGGAUGAUAAUUCAGUAUAAUAAAUAAUAUAAGCCAUUAUUAAUUGUGCAGUAUUAGAAUAACACAACAAAAUUAAAUAUUAAGAAAAAGCUAAAUCCAAUCCAAUAUGUCAAAAGUUUACCAAUUAAAUCAAUAACGACUUAGAAAAACUAAAUGAUAUUAUGACUUUGGUGUAAUCAAGUAAAAAGCAAGUUGUUGAGACCUACGAUUAACUUAUUAAUAAUGUAGGAACAUGGUAAAAGGAAUUGAAAGAUCUUAAAUAAUUUUAUAACAGUCCAACUUUUGUUAAAUAAAUAGAAUCGUCCAAUUUUUCAGAGGAGUUGUUUUUUGAAUAGGAAUCAAUAUCAUUUAAUGAUAAAAUAUAAUAAGUUAAUCAAUCUAAUUCAGAAAAAUCAGAAAUGAACCUUAAGGAUUUUAGUAAUGUAUUAGAGGAGGCUACUAAAUUGAAGGGUGAAUUUAAUUAAAAAAAAAACCAAAUUAACAAAGAGAAAUGA